Messenger RNA from Phlebotomus papatasi, 4773 nucleotides. RefSeq names its product ral guanine nucleotide dissociation stimulator-like 1 (gene Rgl). The transcript has 6 exons. Gene Ontology annotation, cellular component: plasma membrane. Gene Ontology annotation, molecular function: guanyl-nucleotide exchange factor activity. The record is from RefSeq and is a predicted model, not a curated record. Gene Ontology annotation, biological process: Ras protein signal transduction; positive regulation of GTPase activity. NCBI's taxonomy places the organism in Eukaryota, Metazoa, Arthropoda, Insecta, Diptera, Psychodidae. The coding region runs from base 2334 to 4418 and encodes 694 amino acids.
GAAAAAUCCUGGAUUCUCAUUUGGAGUUGAAGAUAUUCUUAUUUAUAGCAGGUUCUGCAAUAAUCUUUGCAAAAAUUAAAUUUAUGCAAGUGAAUGUCCGAAUUUAAUUUUGCAAUUUAUAGGUACUAAUAUUAAAAAAAAUAAGCAUUAUUCAGCAAUAUUUCGUCCUAUAGAAUAUUUUAGAAGAAAGAAAGAAAUAAAGACUGAAGUAUUUUAUGAAAUUGAAUGUUUAUUUAUAUCGAAAAUAAAAAAAAGGAAAAAUUUUUAAAACCUCAAAUACUUAAUGAGAAAUUAAAUGUGAUUAUUUCAUUACUCUUUCAUAAGAAAAUAUUUUUGAUAUUUACAAAAAUUAAAAAUGUUUCUAAAUAUAUGCAUAAGGAUUAUUUUGACCAUUACAACAUAUAAAUAUUUAAUAAAAAAACAUCUAAAACGUCAUUUAAAAUAAUUAUUUAAUAGAAAAAUCUAAUUUUUCUCUUAAUCUAAUUUUUAAAAAUGCAAACUUUUUUUUUUAAUUUUCAAAUUAAAUGAAAAAUGCAUGGUUUCACGAAAGAAUUAAUAUAUUUUGGUUUCUAAGCGAACCUUUUCGUCUAAAAUUUUCUACUUUACUCAUUUAAAGUAGUUUCUUUUCAAAAAAACAAAAGAAAAGAAAAUUAAUUUUUGUCUAGAUUAUUAGAACCUUUUGCUUUAACUUUGAUAUUUCUAUCUGGUUUAUUUAUAAAGAAUAAUAGAAUAGUAGAAGACUAAUUAAUAUAAUCAAACAGAAGGAAAAGUGCUUUGACGACCAGCCCACCGGAGCCUAUUGAAGUGUAUUUGGUUGACGACAGUUACCUCUCCGUAUCGCUUAUACCUCUCAUGGUUGUAUAGGCUCCGGAAUCGUUCAUUGUCACAUACGGAUUCCAAAAAUUCGCCGUAAAAUCCUUCUCUCAAACACGGCUAAGAGUUCCCUAAGAGUUCUGUUCACUGAGGACUCACGUUUCAAACGAAUACGUGACUACUGGCAGGACUGGCAGGAUCAUAAUAUCAUAAUCUUAUACAGUACCAGCUUAGUCUUCAUGCCUAGGGUUUUGGACUGUUAAGUCAGGCUUUUAGUUAACAAAACUAGUUUACAAGUUUAACAUCUGCCCUAAAAAUUUACAUAUUAGGGGAGACUGGGGUAGAAUUAGCCACCAAAUGAAAUUUUUGAUUGCGUAUAAUUUGUACAAAAAUUGUUUGUAUGAGUCUGAUAAAUAUCACAAAAAGUGAAGCUAUUUUUCAGUUUUCCUUGUAAAAAUUUUGCAGAUAUUCCACCACGACUUAAACAAAUUUGCUCGUAGUUCUUAUACUAUUUCGGCGAACAUUAUGAAAUAUGUAUUUUUAGAUAGCUUUUAAUACAAGAUUUCGAAAUAUAUCAGGCUGAUAAGUCUAUUCUCUUUAGGAAAAAACUUGUCAAUAGUCUUCAGUUCCUCUAUGCAAAAACGUAUGGUAAAAUGAAAUGUAGAGAGGCCCCUGGAAUAAAGAGUGGUUUCCUCAAUAUUCCUUCGAAGGUAAACUAUAAGAUACUACUUUCUAAUACUAUACAUGGCUAAUUUUGCCCCGGUCUCCCCUACUUCAAGAGCGUUUAAUGAAUUUAUGGAUUAAUACUAUUGGAGUCGUACUGUUGUAGAAUAAUGCCAGAUUUUAAAGGUACUCCUCUUCCCACUAUAACGUUUUACCCCAGGUUAUACUAUACACCUUUUUUGAAAUGGCAAAAUAUUUAUUUUUGGUAUUAAAUACAUUUUUUAACAAUUGAGAAAUUUUGAUUUUUUUUAAAAACGAAUUCAGAAUUUGAAAAUGAACAAAAAUUAUAUUUUUUUAAAUAAAGAAGAUUGAAAAUUACACAGAUUUCAAAUCUAUAAGCAAAGAAUUUAUAUUUAUAUUUUUAAAUGAGAUUAAAAAAAAUAAAAAAAAAACGAAGCACCAAAACUGAGAUACUCAGUGUUUUGAGAUGUUGAUGAUCGCGUGAGUGAAAUUUCACAAUCUAUCAGUAAGAGCUAGAGAAAAAAAUGCCUCAUCCAAUAGAGUUUCAAAACUGAAAUGUUUAAUUUAAAUAGCAAAAGUUCUUUUUGCAAUCAGUGUGGGAUACCAGUGAGCAAAGAAGGAAGGCGACAGCAAAUGUUACUCUGAGAAAUUGCAAUUUUCACGUGUGAUUGCAUUAAAAGUGAUAAAUGGCUUAUAAUUUUCGUGUGACUUACAUUUAGGGUUUUGGAAUAUACAACAACAUACCAAAAGUGGCAGUAAAUUAGCAAAAUCAACUCAUCCGGACCAUUCUGGAUCGAUGACGGAAUGAAUUGCCUCAAUGGAACCGUCAAAGGAAUAUGAGUCGUGAUGCUGAAAGUUUGCCCACGUGGCGAUUAUGGGGUGAGGAACGAGAGAAGGAUGCCAUUUUUACGGUGUACCUCAAGAAGGUGCGAUACCAUCGUCCCACACCGAGUGCAAGUAGUCAAGACUCCGAUGAUGAAAUUUCCCACUUAGAGUGGGAGACGGUGCGUGUACGCUUCAUAAAGGCUGCCACCCUUCCACGUCUUGUGGAAGCACUAGCGACUGAUGAUGGGGAAUUGGAGAGUACCUUUAUCAAUGUCUUCAUGGCCACAUAUCGUACAUUUACGCAGCCGGAGAAGGUGCUGGAACUUCUUCUGGCUCGCUAUGAGCGUCUGCACUCGGAGCCACUGCACACAGAUUCCGUAUCAGCUGAGCACAAAAAGAGCCUCGUCUCGGCCCUCCAUGUGUGGCUCGAUGGCUAUCCAGAAGACUGGGAGGCGAGUAACCUUCAGCGACUUCUAACAUUCACCGCCAAGCGGUUACCCAAUUCGGAAGUGCACAUGAAGGCAGCACUUCGACUCGAUCGACUGACACGCACAAAGAAUCAUCAGCAGAUACGAUCGUGGUCAUCGCAGGAUGGACUUGAUCUCACCGAUCAAUUUGGGGGAUUGUGCCUAACUCCUGCCUUUAGAGUUCCUCAGCUACACAUCCUGCACUCGUACAGAUUUCCCCAUGUGCCCGUGAAGCAUUUUGCUGAGCAACUUACACGGAUGGAUAUGGAAUUGUUCAAGCGUUUGGUGCCACAUCAAUGUCUGGGAGCGAUAUGGUCACGAAAGGACAAACAUGAGGCCAAUACAGUAUUAGCUACAGUCACACAAUUCAAUGCAGUAUCCUUCCGUGUCAUUUCGAGUGUUCUAGUCGAACCCAGACUGAAACCGCAGGAGCGUGCACAGAUUAUUGCCACAUGGAUUGACAUUGCUCAGGAACUGAGAAUUCUCAAGAACUUCUCGUCACUGAAGGCAAUUGUUUCGGGAUUGCAAUCUAAUGCAAUUUAUCGGCUGUCAAAAACAUGGGCAGCAUUGGUGAGAGAAAAGUUGGAAUUGUUCAAUGAGUUGGCAAGGAUAUUCUCAGAGGACAACAAUGCAUGUGCUCAACGAGAGGUACUCAUGCGAGAGGGUACGGCAAAGUUUGCAGACACAGCCGGUCAGAAUGACAGGCAUUUGCAGAAGGUUUUUCAGAAGCAGAACACCCACAUUAGUCAUGGGACCAUUCCAUACUUGGGCACUUUUCUCACGGAUUUAACCAUGAUUCAUGCUGCCAUUCCUGAUACCAUUGGUGAUGGUCUCAUUAAUUUUGACAAACGCCGGAAGGAGUUUGAGGUACUGGCCCAGAUUAAGUUACUGCAGGGAGCUGCCAAUGCCUACCAUUUGCCCGAAGAUGCCCUAUUCGACAGGUGGUUUGCCUCAUUGCUCGUGCUGGACGAGAAAGAGGCACAUAAUCUAUCGUGUCUUCUAGAACCACCCACAGAGGUGAAGAAGAUCACUCAGGGUCACAAGAAAAGUGACUCAAUUGCCUCGAAUUCCAGCUCAGGAGCAGGAUCCCAGUUCUACUGUGAUUUCAACAAUUCCACGCCAAGUUCUCGCAACAAUUCUCUGGAUAGAGAUGCAACUCCACCAAAUGCAUCCAUAAUGUCAGCUGCGAGUAGUACAUCGUCGCUGUCGUUGGAGUCCUCGAGUACUUCAAGUGGACAGCAGCAGCAGCAGCAACAGCAGCAGAAGAAUCAGUCAAAUCAAACCAAAGCUUCCCACAUAAAUGCCCAGCUGGUGCAGAAUUCACCCAUGAAGAAUCCCUCUCCGGACUUUUACAUUAUCCGUGUAACGUAUGAGACGGAGAAUGUGGAAUUGGAUGGAAUAGUGCUGUAUAAAAGUAUUAUGUUGGGCAAUAACGAGAGAACACCUCAAGUUAUACGAAAUGCCAUGAUGAAGUUGACCCUCGAGGGUGAUCCAGAUAAAUAUACACUGGCUCAAGUGCUCCCGGAUCGGGAGCUCGUAAUGCCAGCCAGUGCUAAUGUGUACUACGCUGUGAAUACAGCACACAAUCUCAACUUCAUCCUACGUCCCAAGAAGGAGGACAGCACUUGACGAUGACUGUGGUCCAAUAGAAUGUGAGAUAAAAGUGACAAGUACUUAAAUUAAAAAGAACUCCUAGUUGAGUGAGGAACAAAAAAAAUACUCAAAGUGCAAAAGUGACAAAUUAAUGACAAAAAUAACAAUGAAGUUAAUAUUCUUAAGUAGACACUCAAUACAACAUUGCACGCCUCUAAUUGUUAUCUUUUUUUUUUCUAGACACUUAUUUAUGACAAACCUUUUUUUAAUAUACAAUUUGUAAUUUUUUACUCUUGAGUAAAAAAAAACUAAAGUCGUUUUCCUUUUGUAGAUAAUAUAUUUGUAUAAUAGCGCGAAUGAAUCUCGUGAAGAAGAAAAACAUGAAAAAUUA